This is a messenger RNA of Nerophis lumbriciformis (worm pipefish), 1613 nucleotides long. RefSeq names its product ALG1 chitobiosyldiphosphodolichol beta-mannosyltransferase (gene alg1). The record is from RefSeq and is a predicted model, not a curated record. Gene Ontology annotation, molecular function: mannosyltransferase activity. Lineage: Eukaryota; Metazoa; Chordata; Actinopteri; Syngnathiformes; Syngnathidae. Gene Ontology annotation, cellular component: endoplasmic reticulum.
GCCAAAUCCCAAACAAACAUGGCGGCGUAUUUACGUAGCGUCGCUCUCCCGGCAGCUUUAGCGCUUAUUCCGCUGGUCCUGGUUGUGUUUUUUGCCGCAGGUUGGGAUUGUUGGUGGCCGCUAUUGUCUACGGCGCUUGCCGGCCUGCUCGCUGUGCUUUUGCUGCGGUGGAGGAGCGACGGGACGGAGCGGCAGGUGUGCGUGCUGGUGCUGGGGGACAUCGGCCGCAGUCCCCGCAUGCAGUAUCACGCCUUGUCCCUCAGCAAACAUGGUUAUCACGUGACUCUGGUCGGAUUUUUAGACAGCAAACCUCACAAGGAUGUGCUGAGAGAGGAGAGAAUUCACAUCAUCGCAGUCGCAGAGGUGAAAGGCAUCAGAGGGGGCCCAAAGAUCCUGACAUACGUGACGAAAGUCCUCGUCCAGUUUGUGCAGCUUCUGGUGGUGCUGCUGAGAAUGAAGCUGCAGGCUCAAAUCCUAAUGCAGAAUCCCCCUGGUCUGCCCGGUAUAGCGGCGGCCUGGCUGGUGUGCGUCCUGCGAGGCAGCCGCUUGGUCAUCGACUGGCACAACUACGGCUUCACCAUCAUGGCGCUCAGCCUGGGCAAAACGCACCUGCUUGUGCGCCUGGCAAAGUGGUAUGAACAUGUCUUCGGCACCCUGGCGACUCACAACCUGUGUGUGACCAACGCCAUGAAGGACGACCUGUGCCGGAACUGGGGCAUCAAGGCGACCACUCUCUACGACAGACCGGCCGCCAUUUUUAGGGAGACGCCGCUGAAGGCGCGGCAUGAACUUUUUGUGAGGCUUUCACGCACGCUUCCCGUGCUCCAGUGCAGCAGGCAGGAUGAUGAUGACAAAGCAGUCGAGGCGACCGUCUUCUCCGUGAGGGACCUCGCCAAGGACACUGUGACGUUAAGGCCGGGCCGACCCGCCCUGCUGAUGAGCAGCACAAGCUGGACAAAGGAUGAGGACUUCUCCAUCCUCCUGCAGGCUCUCCAAGAAUACGAAGGUUUUAUUCAAGGAGGGGCGUCUUUGCCGGAGCUCAUCUGCAUCAUCACAGGCAAAGGUCCUCAGAAGGAACACUACAUGAAGACCAUUGACUCUCUGAGUCUGAAGCAUGUGAAGAUCUGCACACCCUGGCUGGAGGCAGAGGACUAUCCUGUGUUGUUAGGUUCGGCUGACUUGGGUGUUUGUCUCCACAAGUCGUCCAGCAAUCUGGACCUGCCCAUGAAGGUGGUGGACAUGUUUGGCUGCUGCCUGCCCGUCUGCGCCAUCAACUACAAGUGCUUACAUGAGCUGGUGAAGCACGAAGACAACGGACUGAUCUUCAGAGACGCUCAGCAGCUGGCUGAGCAGCUCAAAUCUCUUCUCUCAGAGUUUACCAACACCUACGGCAGACUUGGCGUCUUCAGGAGGAACCUCCGUGCCAGCAGAGGGCAGCGCUGGGACGACAACUGGGACCAAAAUGUCCUUCCGCUUAUGUCUUCUUCCUGACCGGACUGGGAUUCUUCGCUUUUGUACUACAAGCAGCAAUUAUGACUGAGCACUAAGAACUUUUCUUCUUCUGCAGAGACACUUUAUGGGAACAUUUGUAAAUAAAACCAUCUUUAAUGUCA